Molecule: messenger RNA, 999 nt
Organism: Macrosiphum euphorbiae (potato aphid)
Lineage: Eukaryota; Metazoa; Arthropoda; Insecta; Hemiptera; Aphididae
Source: the annotation of a GenBank genome assembly
AUGAUGUUUUUCCAGGUAUUGUUGUUCUGUCUGAUCGCCUAUGGACACAGCAGACCGUCGGACAUCGACGAACACGACGAGAUCAUAAGAGAAGCGAAGAGGGAUAAUAAAAACUUCCAACAUGAUAGCGUAAGCGAACUUCCGCUACACCAAACGGAAUCUUCGACUACGGAAAACAUGUUGGGCCGAUUGAAAUCUAUAGCGCACCUGCGAAUGGCCGAGACAAAAAAGCUGGCAUUGGAUUCCAUAACCAGAGAAGAACUGGAAGCGCUUAGGGACCUUUUAGACAAAAACCUUCAAAAGUACCAGAACUACAACGAGUACUCGACGAGGAAACGGCCGAGCGACCCGUACAUAGGUCAGAUCCUCCAUAACCUGAACGGUGAACCGCAAUCAGUCGGCGGCGGUAACAACAACAUGCAGCUACAGCAACACCACCACAACAACAAUAAUAACAACGGCGACGACGAACCAGUGUCGGACCACCGCCUGCAGAUGCCCAUUAGACGCAAGAUCAUCAGACACACGGUGUUCGCGACGCCAAUGCAGGGCGGCAACGUGGGCGUUCCGAAUCGGAUGUAUAACAGCGGUGACGCGUCGUCGAGGAUCGAUUGGUCGUCGCCUUGGGCCGAUUACUUUCCGAUAUUGAUCAAAGAUCCGCUGCAGACGAUGAUGAACUCAUUUUCCGAGAUCAUAGAGUACGGUCCGGCCGCUGACAUUUGCAGGCACUCGACGGGUGACGUGGCGGGCGAGGACGCCAACAGGUUGGACGACGGGGUACCGUCCCGAACUACUAGGCGGAUGACAGGUGGCGGUAAGGUGUCCGCCGUUGGACCGGAAGCGAGGAGACGGUCGCGCCGGAACACGGUGGCCGCGCGGUCGGAAGAGGAAAAGGGAGCGCUGCUGAACCACGUGCGGCCGUUCAAACACACGACGACGACCGCGGCGCCGGAACCGUCAAAGCUGUUUGGCUGGUACGCCGGACAAGGAGGCCACUGA